Molecule: messenger RNA, 789 nt
Organism: Quercus robur (English oak)
Lineage: Eukaryota; Viridiplantae; Streptophyta; Magnoliopsida; Fagales; Fagaceae
Product: 40S ribosomal protein S11-2
Exons: 6
Coding region: 146-625 (159 amino acids)
Biological process (GO): translation
Cellular component (GO): ribosome; cytosolic small ribosomal subunit
Molecular function (GO): structural constituent of ribosome
Source: RefSeq, a predicted model, not a curated record
AAAUUAUGGCCCAUAAAUAGCCCAUUUAUAAAUCACCUAAAUCCGUUAAGCUUUUCACUGUGUUUCACUUCAGGUUUAGGGUUUUAUAACACUUUCUUUCUGCCUCCUCUUUCUCCACCUCCUACGUCUCCCAAUCUCCUCAACCAUGGCUGAACAGACUGAGAAGGCAUUUUUGAAGCAGCCCAAGGUGUUUCUAAGCUCAAAGAAAUCUGGGAAGGCCAAGAGGCCUGGAAAGGGUGGCAAUCGCUACUGGAAGAACAUUGGGUUGAAUUACAAGACACCCAGAGAUGCAAUUGAAGGAACAUAUAUUGACAAGAAGUGCCCAUUUACUGGCAACGUUUCUAUCAGAGGUCGUAUUAUUUCUGGAACUUGCCAAAGUGCCAAGAUGGUGAGGACCAUAAUUGUUCGAAGGGACUACCUUCACUUUGUCAAGAAAUAUCAGAGAUAUGAGAAGAGGCACUCGAACAUUCCAGCCCAUAUUUCCCCAUGCUUCCGUGUGAAAGAAGGCGAUUAUGUUACUAUUGGCCAAUGCAGGCCUUUGUCAAAAACAGUGAGGUUCAAUGUGUUGAAAGUCCUCUCUGCUGGCUCUGUUAGUGCUGGGAAGAAGGCAUUUACAGGGAUGUGAAAGUGAUUGAUUGUUAUAGAGAAGGCUGGAGAUAUUGGCUUGGAUUAAAUUUUGUAGUAGCUUGCUCUUUUUUGGUUUUUGUUCUUAACCCUUUUGAUGGAUGCAAGACUUCAGGAUUUGUUUUCUAUUUUAUCGUAAUAUUCAAGAAACUUUUUGCUUGGGUA